Chanos chanos (milkfish) is the source of this 639-nucleotide messenger RNA. RefSeq names its product chromosome 16 C5orf24 homolog (gene c16h5orf24). The record is from RefSeq and is a predicted model, not a curated record. NCBI's taxonomy places the organism in Eukaryota, Metazoa, Chordata, Actinopteri, Gonorynchiformes, Chanidae. Bases 1 to 639 code for a protein of 212 amino acids. The transcript has a single exon.
AUGAUACGGCAGGUUACCCAGGUUACCAGCAGCUCCACUGAGUACUGCAUGAGUGCCAGGCCUUCAUGUCUGGCAGAGGAUGGCAGGCAUCCUGCUAGUCACUUCAACCUCUGCACUGCCCAGGUCAACAAGUUUUACCCCACACACCCUCCCAUGCCCUCCCUGCAGAUGUCCCUGUCCCCCCUCCCUCUGCCGACCCAGAGCCCUCUCAAAGCCAUGCCCUGCCAGAGGCUCCACGCCCACGGCACCUCACACACGCAGCCAGUCAGCACCAAGGACAACAACAACAACAACAACAAGCCCGAGGAAUCCAAAAAAAAAAAACAGCCAGGCAAGUCUGGUAGACGGGGAAGGCCACUGGGAACCACAAAGUCCGCCGGCUACAAAACCAGCACUGGCCGGCCCCUAGGAACCACCAGAGCAGCUGGGUUCAAGACCAGUCCCGGGAGACCGCUGGGCACUACCCGGGCAGCAGGCUACAAGGUCAGCCCGGGACGUCCUCCUGGCAGCAUCAAGACGCUGUCCCGCCUCAAAAAACUGACCUAUGACACGUGCAGUGGAGCAGCAUUCCCUUACCCUGUUAUGCACAAAAGAGAUUCGUGCCAAGCCUUACCGAAAGAGAACGAAGGCCAUGAGUGA